AACGCGAUCUUUAUGUUCGUUGUCAUCCUCACAUCCGUCCCCGCUAUAUUCAUGAGGACCAACCGCCGGUGGCUGGUCCUCCACUCGUGGGGCAUUGUGAUAACCACAUCCAUCACCCUCGGAAUUGGCUUGCGUACUUGGUACGACACUCUUGAAACGCACAGAACCUUUGGGCUGGUCUGGAACAGUCAAGAAGACUUUAGCCAGUCUCUACUCCAACACAGAUUCAAAUGCUGCGGUUACACGAAUCCUAGUCUUUUUAUCCGAGACCAAACAUGCCCUGCACAACUUGGCCCUUGCAGAGUUCCGUUCGGAAAUUUUGCUAAUGAGUUCUUGGACGUCGUUUUUACUACCGUUUUUGGAUUUUGCGCCGUCGACGUACUCCUAAUGUUGGCUACCAUGUGUUUGAUUAUAGAUCGCAAGGAGAGAGAGAGGUUUAGGAAGAUUGAUAUAAAGCUCGGCGGUAUGCAGGUU
This is a messenger RNA of Cyphellophora europaea CBS 101466, 474 nucleotides long. RefSeq lists its product as uncharacterized. The annotation marks the transcript as partial. NCBI's taxonomy places the organism in Eukaryota, Fungi, Ascomycota, Eurotiomycetes, Chaetothyriales, Cyphellophoraceae. The transcript has a single exon. The record is from RefSeq and is a predicted model, not a curated record.